AUGAGUGAUCCCUCCACACCGCAAAAAACUCCAGUUGCGUUCGAAGUCGAUAUCAAAGAAAACCCGGAUGCCACGCCGCCAGAACACAUUGUUAAACGUUUUGAGGUUGGAGAGAAAAGUCUCACCCAAGAGGAAAUAGAAGCAAAGCUUCACGCAGCCGAAGAAAGAAAAAAGCAAAGUGAAGCUGAGCGAAUCUCCAAAGCUGCGGCUGAUGUUGCUCAUGUCAAAGCCGUCUCUGAACAACAACGUCGUAUAUCUGAAGAACACAAAGCCGAAACAUUAGAGAAAAUACAAGAAAGAUUAGAUAAGGCCGAGAAAAGAAGACAGCAACAGGAGGCUGAAAAAAUCGAGACCGAGAAGAAAAGACACACGACAGAGCAAGAGCCAAAAGUAUCUGCUGAGGGGAUUCAAGCAAAACUCGAUGCCGCCGAAGAAAAACGAAAGCAACUAGAGCAAGAAAGAGUUCAAAAAGCGGCACAUGAAGUAGCCCACGCGAAACAAGUUGCCGAAGAACAACGUCAUGCAACGGAAGCUGCAUUAAAAGAACAAGCGGAAAAGCUUCGUGAAAAACAAGAAAAAGCAGAAAAAAAUCGUCAAGGAGAAAAGAAAGCAAAUACAGAAUAA
Messenger RNA from Ambispora leptoticha, 624 nucleotides. The record is from the annotation of a GenBank genome assembly. Lineage: Eukaryota; Fungi; Glomeromycota; Glomeromycetes; Archaeosporales; Ambisporaceae.